UUGCAAAUACAUUUAGUCAUUUACUUAACAUUGUAUCCCAACAAAGUCGACACAUUUGUGAGAAUUAACCAUGAAGUUACUUAUUGUGUUGUGUUUAACAAUUGCCUCUUCAUAUUCUGAGCCUCUUAGAGCUCGUGGUGGAAAACAAGUUGACUUAGAUGACUAUUUCCAUGUUUGCAAAAGGGAUAAACAAUUCAACACUUGUUUACAAGAAAAUUUACAAGAAGCAUUACCACGAAUGGCAAAAGGAAUUCCAGAAAUAGGUAUCAGUCAAUUAGAUCCAUUCAUCGAACCAGAAAUUACAGUCAAUUUUAAACAAAAUCAAUUCCAAGGACAUGCAACAAUGCGAAAUGUUCGUAUGUAUGGAUUCAGUAACGUUCUAAUUAAAAACGUUGAAUCAGAAUUAACUGACAAUACACUAGCAUUAGACAUAGACUGUUUCUUCCCACGUUUAGAAACAGAAGGAAACUUCAAAGGACAAGGUAGUUUUAACGCAAUCGUUGUAAAUACUAAAGGAUACUACAAUAUGAGUAUGAGUGGAGUAAGUGCUACAUGGAAAAUUCGCGGAGAAAAAGAAGUAAUUAAUGGUGAAGAGUUUAUGAAAAUUAAGUCAUUCACAAUGAGACCAAAAGUAGAGAAAAUGAGAAUAUACGUCAGUGACUUAUUCCCAGGAAAUCCUGAAUUAAAUGAAGCUACAAAUAUGUUCUUAAAUGAAAAUUGGCAACGAAUUUACAAUGAAUUAUUACCAUAUGCUGAAAAAUACUGGAGUGCUGCUAUGUCAAAAAUUGCCAAUGAAGUAUUCUUAAAAGUACCUUAUGAUGAAUUAAUCCCACUUAAUUAAAUAUAUCGAAUCAAUUAUUUUUAAUAUUAAGUAAAUUUCUAUACGUUAAGCACGUGUACUCAAAAAAUUUUGAAUUAUUUUUCAUUUAUUUCAAACCUGUGAUAUAUUAACAAAAAAAAAGUACCCGGGACGUAUGUUAAUUUCAAUUAAGUAAUCUAUUUUCAGUAAAAGUCAUAAUUAAUCAACUUUAUUUUAAGAAUAUUAAACUUAUUUUAAACAUUAAUUUGACAAAAAAAUAUUUCUUGUUCUUUUAAUAUUUAUGUCUUGAAUAUGGUAGACAGAGUUUAAUUGUUUACUUUUAUAUUUUUGUUAAGUGUUAAUAUUUGUAAAAUGUAUUUUAAAAAUAUAUUAUCAUUAAAACAUUGAUAAAACAUUUGUCCUUAAAUUGAGUUACAAGCCAGUAAAAUUAUGUAUUUUUAAUGAAA
Messenger RNA from Chrysoperla carnea, 1266 nucleotides. Its product is annotated as protein takeout-like. The transcript has 5 exons. NCBI's taxonomy places the organism in Eukaryota, Metazoa, Arthropoda, Insecta, Neuroptera, Chrysopidae. Bases 71 to 841 code for a protein of 256 amino acids. The record is from RefSeq and is a predicted model, not a curated record.